This is a messenger RNA of Aspergillus viridinutans, 1296 nucleotides long. RefSeq names its product DUF2855 family protein. NCBI's taxonomy places the organism in Eukaryota, Fungi, Ascomycota, Eurotiomycetes, Eurotiales, Aspergillaceae. The record is from RefSeq and is a predicted model, not a curated record. The transcript is spliced from 3 exons. Bases 1 to 1296 code for a protein of 431 amino acids.
AUGCAAUCCGCCGCUACAAGCCCAGAGAUGAUCCAUGUUGUCUGCAAAGCCGACAACAGCAAACACGCUGUGGUGAGUAUUCCUUCGUCGGUAGACCAGAAGCUGCCUUCCUCGUCGCUCCGUGCGCGACCGAUCCUUCUAGGAUUGACUUCCAACAACCUCAGUUACGCCCGUGGAGGAGAUUUACUGCAUUGGUGGAAAACGCACCCGGUCCCACUUACCGCGCCGUCCCCAUACAACGACCAGUCUCUCUGGGGCAUCGUCCCGGCAUGGGGAUACGCUACCGUCACCGAGAGUAAUGUUCCUGGCAUCCCGUCAGAUUCCCUCAUCUGGGGAUACUGGCCUACCUCAACGUCGCUCACUCUCCUGCGCCUCGAACCUAGCAAUCCUGAAGGCCACUGGGUGGAGGUUAGUAGCAAUAGACAACAGCUGAUGCCCAUAUACAAUCGCUACGAACAAGUGCUCCCUGACGAAGAAAAGAAACUGGACGAGAGGGCGUGGAAUGCCCUUUUGCGAGGGGUCUGGGUCGCCGGGUACCUGCUGAUUGAGUAUGUGUUUCCUCCUGACCUGCGAGAACGAGAACCAGUUCACCCGCUUGGCGCGGCGAGCAAACUCCCCUGGUCUGCAGACGAUGCGGACCCCUCAUCUGCUGUUGUGGUGGUUUUGGGUGCGUCGACCAAGGUUGCGCGCUCGUUUUCAUGGUGUCUCUUUGAUCGGCCUAGGGCAAGUGGUCCUCUGGGUUUGGUACAGGUUACUUCAUCGCCGGGUGUUGUACAGGAGGUGGCAGAUAGAAAGGGCUGGGGGGAUGUGUCCAAGGCAUUUGCAUAUACGGAAAUCGACCAAGCAACCGGGUGGAUUGAGGGUCUGCAGCCGACAAAGGUGGUGAUCAUAGAUUGCGGGGCGCGAGAGAAUACCCUCGGUCAGAUAUCCCAGAAUCUUCGAGAGUCGGCGCUCCGGUCAUGCAAAACUGUCAUUCUGCAGGUGGGCAGUCAACAGAAGGUGUACACGACGGAAGAACUCCAGGCAGCGCGUGCAGCUAUGCAAUCGCUGGGAAAGAUCCAGUACAACACUUCUGGCAUCCAGGACACAAUCAUUGACCGGGAGGGUGCUGCAACAUAUUUCGGAAUGGUCUCGCGCAGGUGGAAGGAAUGGUUAGCAGACCGUACGUCCGCUAUCCCAGACAUGCAUUUGGUCUGGGGACAGGGCAUCGAUGGAGAGAAUGGGAUUUACGGGGGCUGGGAACGUCUUUCAAAUGGGGAUGUGCGCCCUGAAGAGGGAUUGGUUUAUGCCUUGUAG